Messenger RNA from Parathielavia appendiculata, 2133 nucleotides. RefSeq lists its product as uncharacterized. Gene Ontology annotation, molecular function: GDP phosphatase activity; UDP phosphatase activity. The record is from RefSeq and is a predicted model, not a curated record. Gene Ontology annotation, cellular component: Golgi apparatus. NCBI's taxonomy places the organism in Eukaryota, Fungi, Ascomycota, Sordariomycetes, Sordariales, Chaetomiaceae. The coding region runs from base 1 to 2133 and encodes 710 amino acids. The transcript has a single exon. Gene Ontology annotation, biological process: UDP catabolic process.
AUGGGCAAGAAGUGGCGAUGGGGUGUCAUUUUGGACGCCGGUUCGUCUGGGACUAGGCUGCACAUCUACCGAUGGAAGGACCCCGAAAAGGCGCGCAAAGGCGCCUCGAAGGAGGACUUGCGCAGUCUGCCAAAGUUAGUUACGGAGAAGAAGUGGACCAAAAAAAUAAGGCCCGGGGUCUCGACAUUUGGCGACAACGUGGAGGAUGUCGGGCCAGCCCACUUGCAGAAAUUGAUUGACCAUGCGCUCAAGAUCGUACCCGAGGACAAGGUUCAGGAUACUCCGAUAUUUCUCAUGGCGACCGCAGGAAUGCGCCUGCUUCCGCAAUUCCAGCAAUCGGCCUUGACGCGCGAGAUCUGCUCCUAUCUCCAGCGUACGACGCGGUUCUCGCUACCCGACUGCAACCUACACAUUCAAGUCAUCAAGGGCGAAACAGAAGGGCUGUACGGGUGGAUUGCUUCGAACUACCUCUUGGGUGGCUUCGACCGCCCCAACGAGCAUCAGCACGGGAAAGGGCAUCAUACUUAUGGAUUUCUGGACAUGGGUGGCGCAUCUGCGCAAAUCGCCUUUGCACCAAAUGCGACCGAGGCCGAGAAGCACUCAGACGAUCUGAAGUUGCUACGCCUGCGCACACUCGAUGGCUCGCCGUCCGAGUAUAAGGUCUUCACCGCGACAUGGCUCGGCUUUGGCGUCAACCAGGCGCGCGCCUCCUACGUCAAGAAUCUUGAGGAUCGGUAUGCGAAUACUGACGCCGAACUACCCGAUCCGUGCUUGCCUAAGGGACUCCGGACAACUCUUGGCGGGGACCCAGUCAACGACAGGCAAUACGGCAUUCCCACCUUGAUUGGCACCGGACACUUUGAUGAGUGUCUGCAACUGACUUACCCUUUACUUGGCAAGGACAAACCAUGCGAGGACAACCCCUGUCUGCUGAACGGGCAGCAUGUCCCGGCGAUUGACUUCAACGUCAACCACUUCAUUGGUGUUUCGGAGUAUUGGCAUACCACGCACGGUGUCUUCGGUGGCAAGGGUGACAUGGCGUACGAUUUCACGACGUACCAACAGAGAGUCAAGGACUACUGCGGGCAGGACUGGAAUCAAAUCCAGUCCAAAAUUAAUAGUCAGGAAAACAAGGAUCCGAAGAUUGCUCAAGAGGCAUGUUUCAAAGCUUCCUGGCUGAUUAAUGUGCUUCACGAAGGGAUUGGCGUUCCCCGGAUAGGGCUCGAAAAGCUGCCAACAACAAAUGUUUCCAAGGGCGCACUCGAGCAUGCAAAGGAGAAGGGGUUUCUCGAUCCGUUCAAGCCAGUGGACAAGAUUGACGGCAUUGAAGUCAGUUGGACGUUGGGGAAGAUGGUCCUCUAUGCCGCUGGGCAAAUCCCUCCUAUCACCCGCGACGAUCGGUACCCCGUCGGUUUCGGCAGCAAUGUGGAUGGGACUCCGCACGACUUUCAGUUCGCAGGAUCUAGCUGGAGACCGUCCAACCGCUACGGCAACCACACCAUCGACGACAAUGACGAUGACGGCGACUGGGACCUCGACGCCGAAGACAUCCUUGACAAGGCCAAGUCCAACUCCACCACCGGUUUUUUCGCCUUCCUGCUCAUUCUCGUCCUCUUCUUAUACCUCUUUCGCAAGCGCGACCGGCGAAUGCGCGUUUAUAGCCGCGUCAACUCGGCCCUCCGCCGCCAGCGCAGGCCGAGCAAGGGCAGCGGUGGCGUCCGCGGCCUCUCGGGUCUCGCGACCAAAAUUUUUGGCGGCCGGCCGUCCGGCGGGGCCUACGAGCGUGUCAUGGAGGAUGGCGAUGCAGACCACUUUGAGCUGUCCGGUGGCGACUCGUCCGACGACAAUGAGUACUCCGACUCGAGUGACGGGUCGGGGUCGUCGACGAGACGAUUCGGACUGUCAUCUGGGCUGGCUACGCCGCAGAUUGUAGACCAUCAUCAUUAUCACCACGGCCUGGCGUCGCCAACGGUUUCAGCGCUAGACCGGAGCGGGCUGGUGGUGCGGACGGAUAGCCGAGAGAGGUUGAUGCUGCCGCCGCAUUUGGCGCUGUCGGGGGUCGGGAGGAGGAGUAGGGCUGCCAGUCCGACGAGACUGAAGAGUCCCUUGAUGACGCCCCUGGAGGAGACGUAG